Molecule: messenger RNA, 2174 nt
Organism: Hyposmocoma kahamanoa
Lineage: Eukaryota; Metazoa; Arthropoda; Insecta; Lepidoptera; Cosmopterigidae
Product: location of vulva defective 1-like
Exons: 1
Coding region: 17-1657 (546 amino acids)
Source: RefSeq, a predicted model, not a curated record
CCACACGCAUGUAGCAAUGCGCGCCGUCGCGUGGUGGACGUGCGCACUGUUCGCGCUCGCGAGUGCCCGUAUUUACGAACGCUGCGAACUCGCCCAAGACUUAGAUAGAUUAGGCGUGGAACAAGAAUAUCUGUCGACCUGGGUUUGCAUCGCUUUCCAUGAAUCUAGAUUUGACACUGCCGCUAAUAAUCGCUACAGUGGCGACCAUGGGAUACUCCAAAUAAGUGAAUUGUACUGGUGUGGUCCUGGAAAAGCCUGUGAGAUCUCGUGUUCUGACCUCCGCGAUGACAAUAUAACCGACGACUUGCAAUGUGCGCAGAAAAUUUACGAGGAACACACGAGACUCCAGGGCAAUGGUUUCCUCGCUUGGGUCGUUUAUCCGCAACACUGCAAGCACAAUACUAAAAAGUACCUCGCUGAUUGCAACUCUACAUAUCAUAAGGACUUUGCCCCAAAAAUUAUCGAUCAACCUUAUACGUUCAAGUACGACACUAACCAUAGUUUUAGUUAUGAGUUAUACCCGCAAGUAGACGAUCUGAAACCACCUUACUUCAUGCUUUCUACAAUCCUAUUCGGAAGUAACAAAAAUAAACUUGAACAAGCUACAGAACACAAAGAGGAAAAUGUGACAAAUUGGGUAAAUUACAAAAUUGACAAUAUUGAUGAAUUGAAAUUGCCGAUGUUGUAUAAACAUCUGACGUCUCACACUACAACUAUAAAAAGCACAGCCACGAGUACGACGACAACUUCUCGUCCUGCGGUGCCACAAAAGCAAAUAUAUACCAAUCAAUUCCACGUAAGACCAUUAAUGUCCACCAAAACAAUCGAAAUGAGAACAGUAACUCCUCGUUCGCAACACUUCUUUCCUACGAAGGUGCACUCGACUUCCAAUCCUAAUUUUAACCAUCUGCUAUCGUUACCACCAAAAAAUGUCACAACAGUAGCUGCAACAAAUGUCAUAAUCACAACAGUAGCUACUGCUAAGCCGAUACCAACGAGAAGUACACGUUACACUUUAGCACGUGGCAUUACGACCUCGUCACCGAAAACCAUCAAACAUACUACUAAGGUCACCAAAGCCACGCCACCAAGGGCAACCAAAUUGUUGCCAUUUGUUAUCAAGACUACUACAACCGUAACACGACUACCAUUUAUAUUCGCUACAAGUCCAUCAACGAGAACUCUCCUCACAACCACAAAAACAAUAUCGAACAUGGGGGCGAAUAAAAUUUUUCCAUUUAUUUACAAGGACAGCAAAGAAGAAAAACGCGUAUCCUCGACAUCAACUCGACUAACAUCGCCUACGACUAAAGCCAUGCCAUUUAUUUUCAUACCUUCCACGACAUCCUCUCCGAAAACUACUACGUCUAAACGGAAGCCUUCGCCAACCAACCAAUCGUUAACGCCAUUGACGAAAACUCCAAGAACAAAUGUGACUAAAGCCAGUUCGACUAAAACUACUUCUGUUACUAAAACUACUCCUGUACCCAGAACAACUCAAUCGCUAUUCGACCUUUACUUAAAUCCUACAACGCGCCCUAAAUUAGCGCCUUAUAGAGUACCACAAGAGAACAAUUCAUACAAACUCAAAAUAUUUUCCGAUGGUACGACGACACUCGUCCCAACAUAUCAGUUUAGAGACAAGAAAAUUCCGUAAGACGGUACAUAAGUAAUUGUCACCUUGGUAUAUAACAUAAGCCUUAGACAACACUUUUUGAAAGUGGGUAUAUAUUUUAACUUUUUAUGUAUAAGAAAAUCAACCAUUUGUACACCCAUAUGUAUUUACAAUCAAACGUUGUAAAACUUAAUAUUUAGAAAAAUUCUAGGGAACGUUUUCUUCCAUAAUUGGCUUAAAUCCAUAGGAUACGAGUUCCUUAUAAAAAUAUUUAACUUUUUAUGUAUAAGAAGAUCAACCAUUUGUACAUCCAUAUGAAUUUAUAAUCAAAUGUCGUAUAACUUAAUAUUUAUAAAAGUUCUAGGGACCAUUCGCUUGCAUAAAUCCGUUGGAUACGAGUUCCUUAUAGAAAUAUAUCAUAAACUUUCAUAAACAGCUGAGAAAAAAGUAAUUUGGAUUAUUAUUCGCUAAAGGUAUUUUAAUAUUGCUUGUAACUUUAUAUAGUGUAAUUUGAAUAAAGAAAUUGUGAUUUUUUUUCUUAAGUUACAAAAAGACAAAU